AUGGUCAAGAUAAUAAUACUCCGUCACGGAGAGUCUGAGUGGAACCACGAGAACAAGUUUUGCGGGUGGAUUGAUAUACCAUUGCUGGAGAAGGGUAAGCAGGAGGCAGAUCAUGCUGGAGAGCUAAUAUUGAAGGCCAAAUUGAAGCCCAUUGCCAUGUACACAUCAAAGUUGACCAGAACGAACCAGACAGGUUAUAUCAUCUUGAACAAAUUGAACCGAUUAUGGUGCGAUUCGUUCAAGUCAUGGAAGCUAAAUGAGAGGCACUAUGGGUCCUUUCAAGGUCAAGAUAAGACCAAGAUUUUCCAGGAAUUAGGCAAGGAUAAGUAUGACUAUAUCCGUAGAGACUACAAUGGCCGGCCCCCUCCAGUCGUGGGGGAUGAUCUGUGCAUUGAUGAACGAUACGACGAUGGCAGAACGUCAGCCGACGAAUUGCCCAAAGCAGAAUCCUUGAAAAAUGUCUCUGAAAGGUUUAUUCCGUACUUCAAAGAGGAGAUAUUUGCCAAAAACUACAAACAAUGCUUGAAAGACGAACAGCGUGCCAUUCUUAUAGUCAUGCAUGGGUCACCUGUUAGGGCAUUCAUCAAGCAUUUCACCAACGUCAGCGAGAAAGACAUACUGAAGAUCAAUAUCCCCACGGGGAUUCCGAUAAUCUUCGAGCUAGACGAGAACAUGGAGGUUAUAGGAGACUACUAUUACUUGGAUAAGGAAGCCGCUGAGAGGGGCAUAAAGAAGGUGAGUAACGAGGGAAGGGCAAAGUAG
Molecule: messenger RNA, 762 nt
Organism: Dujonia railenensis
Lineage: Eukaryota; Fungi; Ascomycota; Pichiomycetes; Serinales; Debaryomycetaceae
Source: the annotation of a GenBank genome assembly